GACGAAUCGACUUGCAGACGUGUUAAACUUGUGAAAUGAAGGACGUUGGUCAACAGCAGUUGCCAGCUUUGCUUAUUCAGUCGUCGAGAAUUAAUAGUUGGUUAUUGUCACGUAAAAUUAUACAGACGGACUAUCCGAUAAAACUGAAAGACAUAGAUUGCAAAGUCAACGACUACGUUAAUAAGUACCCAGAAGUUAAUAUUCCGAUUUUUGAAAGCCCAUGUAAAACUGCAUAUUCGUGUCUGUUGAAAUUUGUUUAGCAUUGUUUCUAGGAUGCCGUGAAUUUCUAGAAACCCUAGCAAAAACAGACAACAAAACUGACUUCUUCGGACGUUCUAGUCCGUUAGUCCGUGCAUGGACAGAAAUGCUCAGUUUGUUUCAGAAGAACAAUUUAUACUUGGCUGAAGUAGGAGAUUCGAUCAACGAGUUAGCAGCUGUGCAAAUCCCUAGGUGUAAAAUGUUCAUUUCAGACAGAAACAAAAAUUUAGUGGACCUACGCCAAAGGUUAAAGGAACAAAGCCUAAAUCUCAUCAGAAAAGAAGAGCUGUUGGAGAAGGUUUAUAAAGAAUUCCACGUUGAUGUCAAGGAAGAAAACAUAAGGUUGCGUCUUCUGGAGGAGGCUGGGAAAGUCCCUAUGUUUUUGACAGAAUUUGUAUACUCUCUCACUUUCCUCAAAACUGCUCUCCAGUUGUACGUUAGCUUCAAAAACUUUGUCUUGGGAGGUUUUCAGGAUGACUAUCACGAACCUGAAAAGUUUUAUGACUGCUGUCCCACCCUAAAACUACUAAUUGAUUCAGGCCAUGUUAUGGUGUUUACAUGGAAAAAUGGAUAUGAGCCGGAGCACAUUGAAGGAAGUGAUGAUUUUGUUCCCUUUCUUUUACAGCAGGAAAAAAUGAAAGUUAACCAGUUAUCAAUGGAAAUGAGUCAAAAUAUAUAUACAGAUUUAAAUGUUCCUUCUGAACUAAACGAGAUUUUGUGGGAUGAAAACGAAGUAGGAGCAAUAGAUUUUGGUCCUUUUGAUGUAGAGUCUGUGGAAAACAUUGAAAUUGAAAGAGAAGACGUGGUAUCAACCUCUUCAUCCGGAAUGCCAGAUAAUCCAAGCGUUGAUUCUGCCAGUCAGUCUAAUAUUCCAUCGUCAAUAAACGAAAGAAAACCAAUAGUUGCUUCUGGUGCAUUUGCUCGUUAUCUUUUAGACUCAGCUGAUGGACGUCAAGCUCUUUUAAAUGAUCUACUUGAAUUGAACGCCUUUCUUCAACGUUUUCAGGAGGAUUUACUCGAACGAUUAGAUAAUGAAAGUGAGCAUCGGCUCAGUAGAACUGGACGUAAUGCGUUCAAACCUUCCGGUGGUAUUGGUUGUGAUACCAUUCAGAAUAUUAUCAUACAGAAUGCUCCAAAUGAUCUUCUGUCAUAUACAUCAAAUGACAUAUCUAAAAUGAUUGAACUUGUUAAAGAAGCUUUGAAUAAGCUAACUACAAGUUCUUUGAGCCAAUUAAUGAUGAUACGAACUAGAAUAGGAUACUUGGAUCGAUUGACUUAUCGACUUUUGGACUAUAGACGUCAAGCAGAACUGGCUAGAACAAGAUGUAGUCAAACACAGAAACUGAUCGAUAAAGCAUUAAUGGAGCAACAGGAGAAGACAGCACAACUUGCGGAACUCAAGAACUCUUGUAAGAAGCUAGUUAGCUUUGUAAGUUUUGUGCAAUUCACUCACAUAUUACCACUUUUGUCUAUUUCAGUACUUUAAUUAUGUGUUUGUAAAUUACCUUUAACCUGAGGUGUUAGGUUAUGUAACUUUGAAUCUAUUUCGUACUAUUAAACUAUUAGACAUUUGUAUUCCUGUGAAAAUCAAUAUUCAUUUGAUUAUAACCCUGUCACGCAGUAUCAAACACUUGUUAGUAAUCACUCGCAAUAUAAUCUCAAUGAUUACCUAAUUCAUCAGGCUUUAUUCUAAUAUACAGUAAUAUUUAUACGAAAAUGUUAAACCAAUCAAGGCAAUUUGGGUCAGUAAUUACAAUGAAAUAGGAUAAGUCAUCACAUAAUAGAUAAAAGUACAAGUUGAUUGUAGGAAGGCAGGUGUACUGAUAGUAGGUAAGAAUAAGAAAAUACGAUAACAAGUCUUAUCAAUAGUUAAACAUUGGAAAUAGUAGGUUAAACAUGGGUAAAUGGAGUAGUCAUCACAAAACAUUAAAAUCAUUACGUAAUAAGAAGUGUGUAAAUAAUUAGAUAGUGAAGAAUGCAAACGGAAAGAGGCGGAUAAUUCCAAACAAAUAAUGGAUGUGUAAAUAAGGUUAAUAAUAGAAUACUACUAAUAGUAAUAAUAAAAGAAAAGUAAAGAAAAUAAAAAUGAAGAAAUAAAAAUUAAUCUUUAGUUAAGUGAUAACCGGCCAUGGAAGGGAUAGGGGAGUUACAAAUUUCUUCUGUACACAUAGAUUGGGGUUAUAUGUACGAAUUCCUAUGGCUUCAGCUAUAUGUAAGAGACGAGAAAGAACUCCGUUGGGAAAUGAUGCAGGUAUACGAUAGAUCACUCGAAAUGAUUUCGAUUUAUCUACCGCAUGACCACUAUCAAUAAGAUAUACCAGGAUUGAACUGCGUACUGUUUUUAUCUGGCCGUUGGUAAAUGUUCACUCAUUCGUUGGUUAAGUUGCCUGGUUGUACGCCCGAUAUAGCUAUCUCCACAGGAGCAGCUGAAUUUGUAGAUGCACGUUGAGGAGGCCAACUCAGGUAGCUUAUCCUUCGUUUGAGUAGACAUCGCUGGUCGACAAGAGGAAGUCAACGCAAGAUUGGCUGCGUAAAAUGUUCUGCUGAUUACUUUCGUUAACCUAUAUUUCAGAGUAUCACUAGCCACAUCCCCGUCGAAUUGUAGUUUCAUGUAUAAAGGUUUCUUACGAACUGUCGAAAUCUCGGACCUGAGUUGGCUUCCUCAAUGUCAGCGAUUGAAAUUCAAAUAGCUCCAAUCGCUGAGAUUGUUUCAAAUAUAAUUUUCACAUAUAGUGACUUCUUCCUACUCGGCGCCCGAUUUCUGUCGAACUAUUCGUUCUAAUCUUGACGAAUAUUCGUAUAAAGUACAUAUUCUUGCUUCAUAAUUUCAGUUGGAGGAUGAACUAUCAAGAAU
Messenger RNA from Schistosoma spindalis, 3112 nucleotides. NCBI's taxonomy places the organism in Eukaryota, Metazoa, Platyhelminthes, Trematoda, Strigeidida, Schistosomatidae. The record is from the annotation of a GenBank genome assembly.